GCUUUUCCCUGGGUCGGUCUGGGCGGCUGGGCUUGGACGGCCGUGGAGGAGCUCAGCUAGCUGCAUCAUGUUCCUGCACUCAGUCAGCCUCUGGAACCUGGCGUUCUAUGUCUUCAUGGUGCUUCUGGCCACCCUGGGGGUGUGGGAUGUCUUCUUCGGCUUCGAGGAGAACAAGUGCAGCAUGAGCUACAUGUUUGAGUACCCCGAGUACCAGAAAAUUGAACUCCCGAAGAAGCUGACAAAACGCUAUCCAUCCUAUGAGCUCUAUCUGUAUGGAGAAGGGUCUUACGCCGAAGAGCACAAAGCUCUCCCUUUGACAGGAAUUCCUGUUCUCUUCCUUCCUGGUAACGCUGGCAGCUACAAGCAAGUCCGCUCCAUUGGCUCCAUUGCGCUGAGAAAAGCGGAGGACAUUGACUUCAAGUACCACUUCGACUUCUUCAGCGUGAACUUCAACGAGGAGCUGGUGGCCCUGUAUGGCGGGAGUCUCCAGAAGCAGACCAAGUUCGUGCACGAAUGCAUCAAAACAAUUCUCAAACUGUACAAGGGUCAAGAAUUCGCUCCCACAAGUGUGACGAUAGUUGGUCAUUCUAUGGGUGGCCUCGUGGCCAGAGCAUUGCUUACGCUGAAAAACUUUAAGCAAGAUCUCAUCAACCUUCUGGUCACCCAGGCCACUCCUCACGUGGCCCCCGUGAUGCCCUUAGACCGUUUCAUCACGGAGUUCUAUAUGACUGUAAACAACUAUUGGAUUUUAAAUGCUCGGAAUAUAAAUCUGACUACGCUCUCCGUAGCUGGAGGAUUCCGGGAUUACCAAGUUCGUUCAGGACUGACUUUUCUGCCAAAAUUAAGCCAUCAGACCAGUGCCCUAUCUGUCGUGAGCUCAGCAGUGCCUAAGACCUGGGUCUCAACAGACCAUCUCUCCAUCGUGUGGUGUAAGCAGUUACAGCUGACCACAAUCCGAGCCUUCUUGGAUCUCAUCGACGACGAUACCAAGCAAAUAACUCAGAAACCUAAGAAGAAGUUGUCGGUGUUGAAUCACCACUUCAUAAGACACCCAGCGAAGCAGUUUGAGGAAAACCCAUCCAUAAUUUCUGACUUCCCAGGGUCAUCCAAGUGGGUUCCAGUGAAAGUGGCCAAAUGGUCCUACGUGGCUCAUAAUAACUCUGAAAAGAUUUAUUUUGCAUUUCCUCUUGCAAAUCACAGGAAGAGCUACACUCAUGCCUACUGCCAGAGUACCAUGUUGGAUACAAAUAGUUGGAUUUAUGGCUGUAUAAACAGCACAUCUAUGUGCCGGCAAGGGGUUGAUUUAUCAUGGAAAGCUGAACUGCUGCCAACAAUCAAGUCUCUGACGCUAAGGCUCCAAGACUACCCGUUUCUGUCACACAUUGUUAUCUACAUCCCGUCUGUCCACGGAAGCAAGUUUUUCAUAGACUGUGAAUUCUUUAAAAAAGAAACAAGAUCCAUACAGCUUCCUGUAACUCAUCUUUUUUCCUUUGGAUUGACUUCAAGGAAGGUCAUAUUAAAUCUGAGUGGCCUGUACUACAAUAUAGAGCUUCUGAACUUUGAACAGAUAUACCAGGCUUUUAAAGUCAACGUGGUGAGCAAGUGCUCCAGAGGCAAAGGUGAAGAAAAAACCAGUAUCUAUAAGCUUCAUAUUCCCUGGUCUUAUGAAGAUUCUCUAACCAUCGCACAGGUUCCAUCGUCCACAGAAAUUUCUCUGAAACUUCACGUUGCUCAGCCGGAAAACGACAGCCACGUGGCGUUGUUAAAAAUGUACACGUCUUCAGACUGUAAGUAUGAGGUGACAAUUAAGACUUCCUUUCCACAAAUACUUGGACAGGUCGUUAGGUUUCACGGUGGAGCGUUUCCCGCCUACGUGGUGUCUAGCAUCCUGCUUGCUUAUGGAGGACAGUUGUCUUCUCUCUUCUCAACAGGUUAUUGCUUAGAAUACGCAACCAUAUUGGAUAAAGAGGCCAAACCAUACAAAGUGGACCCUUUUGUGAUUAUGAUUAAGUUUUUGUUGGGGUAUAGAUGGUUUAAGGAGUUAUGGGAUGCGCUGUUACUACCGGAAUUAGAGGCCAUCGUUCUAACCAGUCAGAGUAUGUGUUUCCCUCUGGUGUCCUUGAUUCUCUUUCUGCUCGGAACUUGCACCGCAUACUGGAGUGGUCUACUGUCUUCUGCAUCUGUACAGCUCCUUUCCUCGCUGUGGAUAGCUCUCAAAAGACCUGCUGAGCUUCCCAAAGAUGUCAAGGCGACGUCCUCAGACUUGCCUUUCGCGACAUCUGUCUUUCUCAUAGUGAGCUGGACCACCUGUGGGGCUCUCUCCAUCCUGCUGUCUUACCUGUACUAUGUGUUUAAGGUCGUCCAUCUGCAAGCCUGCCUAACGACGUUUAGAAACAGCCAGCCAGUGAAUCCCAAGCACUCGAGAAGAAGUGAGAAAAAGUCCAACCACUACAAAGACUCGUCGGUGCAGAGUCUCCGCCUGUCUGCUCAGGAUGUUGAGGACAGUCUGCGCAUGCACAGCACCGUGAUUAACCUGCUGGCCUGGGUGGUGCUGCUCAGCCUGCCGUCGCUCAUCUAUUGGCUGAAGAACCUUAGGUAUCAUUUUAAACUUAAUCCCGACCCAUGCAAACCCCUGGUGUUUCUCCUUACUCCGGCUGUAGCGAUUCUUGGAAACACUCACACAGUGUCCAUAAAGUCAAGUAAGUUACUGAAGACGACUUCACAGUUUCCGCUCCCCCUGGCCGUGGGCAUCAUCGCUUUCGGCUCCUCCCACUUGUACAGGGUCCCGAAUUUCGUGGUUGUCCCACUUCUGUACCACGCGUUGUGCAACUUCCUGUAAGACCGGGCUGAGAGGACGAUACAAGCGCUUUAUGCCCCAAGGACCGGUGAUACCGUGAGCACAGCCCCACCAGCCGGCACAGCGAGGUCCUUCAGAGAAGAUGCGUCUAUUUUUACAGUAUUGGAAAUAGGAAAUUAGUUUUGUAACGCGUGAGGAAAGUCGUCGAAGCAUGGUUUCAUUUCGUGACGUAGCGUCUGUGUUCUCGUCGUGCCUGAGGAAUGAGCAAGGGGCACUCGUGUACAUACCAACUAGCCAUGCCGGGAACCUUCUAGAGACUUAGUAGAUGCGGUGUUGUUUGUAGUCUCCUGUGGAACUUCUGCUGGCUUCAUCAGACUUUAUUUGAAAAGUGGGUUUUAUGUUUGCUAGAACUGACAUAUUCAGAAUAGGUCUUAAAAGGUUAAAAGUCACAGCUGUUUCACAGAAGUGAGACAGUCGUGAAGGAGGCUUUGGUCAGUUUUUGGCAACCAUGGGGAGCAAAGUUCGAUCUUUCUUCUUACAUUUAUGAAAAAGGGCCUCCAAAGAGAGACUUUUUUGUUAGCUAUUAGACUUCAGAUUCAAAGCAGUGACUUUUCUUGAGCCUUUAAAUACGAAUCUUGCUGUGCAUUCUUGGUGAAUAUUAAAAGCCAGAAAGAGAUCUACCGGUAGGUCUAUUACCAAAAGACUUUUCUGGUGAGUACCACAUUGGCAUAUUCAGUUUCUGCCCCUGCUUACGUCAGUGCCGACGGUUGCCAAAGGUGCCUCUGGUAAUUAUAAGGUAUUAAAAUAACUACAUUCCAGAGUUGAAAUAACUUGGGAUUUGCAUCAUCUCUCGUCUCCUGGGAAGGAGAGAUUGUCAACACAAGUAGAGUAUUGCCCUUGAUAGGGAAACAGUAGGCAGCCAUUGCGCCAUGGUACUGAGAGAGUGAGCCCUGUCUGAGCCGGCUUCCGCCCUGCCAUUGCUCAGUUAACAGUGGAAUCCUGGCAGGGUUCACUCCCCGGGACUACGGUUUGGCCAGUGAGGGUAACAUUUUAUUUCAUUUCCAGUUGUCGUUCAUUCCUAAGAAUGAAAAACAGAAAAACAGAAAGGCAGGGAGCUGGAAGAACAGAGUUGCUCUCCGCCUUCUGUUAGGAGAAACUCUGAGGAGGUCGGGAUUCACGGAGCCCUUCACCUCGAUGUGUGUUCUAUAAAUGCCCAAAGCCUCUCCAAUGAAGCCCUCGCGUGUGGGUGAGGUCACGGGUGGACUUGUGAGCGCGUGCACUUCUUAGUCCCAGGAUGGCACUUCAGAAACCCGUCUCGUUUUAUCCGCUGUUGCACCGGGUACCACACCCGGUACCCCAACCUCUCAGCUGCCACUGCCAGCCAGAAGGCUCCUCCCACGCCAGUCACUUUGGCAACGGGCCUCAUUUUCCCCUGGGAGUUCCUCCUUGAGUCUUUCCUGUUUCAGAAUUAGUCAGAGGGUGAUGGUAUUACCACAGGGGUUCGUUAGUUUAUGUGACCGUUGCUGUCUUGCCUGGCAUCAUGCUUGUUAGGUAUUCAUAUUCUCACUAAGACUCCGAAAGGAAAGCAGUUAUAGUAGAUGUGGCCGACGUCUCAGUCUCUUGUUGCAGAAAUGUAUCAAACAGAAUAAACUACGCCGUACUGUUCAUUCCGUAUCUGAGAGAGAGCUCAUCAGAUCACACAGUGUUCUCACGGUAUACCACACACACACACACACACACACACGGGCACACACACGCGCACACACACAGACACGAACACACACACACACGCGGACACAUGGGGACACACACACACGCACGCACACACACACAGACAUACCUGCUUCAAUCUUGCCGGGUCUGGGCAGCCUCUAUAUCCGUGUUCGUUCACACUGUCGGUGAUAUUACAGACGUCUCAACUUAAUGGUAGCUGAGUACUUUGACUUUCUGAAUUUGGACAUGCAUCUACAAAAUCUUUACAGAAAUCUGGUAUUCGAGACCUUUUUACAGCCUUUAUUAUUUGUGAGAUCUAGCAUCUCCAUGGUUAUCCGGCGAGUUUGAGUUCUUACUCACAAGUGGUAGGUUUGUUAUCAGGGCACACUAAUUCUUGCUAGAAUGUUUUUUGUCUGAAAGUAUUUAUUCCCAAGCCCCCAAGUCUUAUUUAUGCCAGCAAAAUAUUUCAGAGAAUCGUGGUCUGGGUCUUUGGCCCUUUGUCAUUCUACACGAUCACACAGGAACACACAAGGACAUGCUCUGACAGAGUCUUCUAAAAGAUACACACUCAUGAACACACAAGGACAUGCUCUGACAGAGUAUUCUUCCAGAUACACACUCACACAUGAACACACAAGGACACGCUCUGACAGAGUAUUCUUCCAGAUACACAUACACACAUGAACACACAAGGACAUGCUCUGACAGAGUCUUCUUCCAGAUACACAUACACACAUGAACAUACAAGGACAUGAUCUGACAGAGUCUUCUAAAAGAUACACACUCACACAUGAACACACAAGGACAUGAUCUGACAGAAUAUUCUUCAAGUACUUAGACACAGGUAGCUAGGUAGACUAUCUGAUCAUGAAGACUGCUAUCCCUUAAGAAAAGGGAUUUCCUUUAUCUCAGCAUCUCUUGCUUUUACCUGUCAUGUUUGCAUGUGUUUUAUUACCAUAGUCCCAAUACCAAUGUCACUUGAAUUUGCAGUUAAGUUAGAGAUCAAUACACCAAAUUUUGAGUUCCCUGUUGUGGUUUCGUUUUUAGGAAAUUGAGUUUUUUUAGUAAGUGUUGUGCUUAUUAAACAACUGGAUUUUUUGCUAGUAAAUAGAUUGGGUAUACAUUAGACUAUUAAGAACAUUGAGUGCUCAGUAUUUCUGAAACACCCUCGUAGAGUUAGUGCUAUUAUAAUUUAGACCUGGUAUUUUUAAAAAGAUGUGUAUGUGUGUGUGUGUAUGUGUGUAUAUACACAGCUGUGUGUGCAGUUGCUCACUGUAGCCAGAAGAGGGCAGUGUAUUCCCUAGAGCUGGAAAUAGAGGUGGUUGUGAAUUGCUGGACAGAGAUGCUAGGAACCAAAUUCACAUCCUCCAGAACAGAAGUUCUCUUCUCCCAGCUGUCCCUCCAGCUCUGGGACCUGAUAAAUCUGAUAGAAAUUAUUAUUGCAGUUCUCUGUGUGUAUAUACAUGAGCACACCAGGGACUGAGUCCAGGGCCUGUGUAUCCUAAUUCUGUUCUCUACCUUUGAAGUAUCCACAGCUAGUCUGGAUUCAUUUCAUGCCAAAAUUAAAUACAUUCUAUUCCUUUCUUGGUUACCAUGUAUUGAAAACUUUCAGAACUGUGAUUCUAAAGAAACUGUUUAUGCUGGGUUAACACUAAUCCUUGAGGCUGCCUAAUAUGUAUCAAUCAUGUAUUGACUAGUCUUUUUAAUUCUUUUUAUGUUAUAGCUACAUAAUUUUAGCUGUCUAUAAAGGAUAGUUUAGUUGUUGCUGUCUUCUCGAGACAAGGUUUCUUUGGUAGCCUUGGCUGUCCUAGAACUAGUGCUGUAGCGGAGGCUAGCCUUGAAUUCUCAGAGACCCACCUGCCUCUGCCUCCUGAGGACUGGGAUUAAAGGCAUGUGCCGCCAAUGCCCAGCAAAGGGAUAACUUUUCUUGAGUGAACUAUAAAAUAUUCUACAGUGAGGAAAAAGAAAUAACUCCAGGAGGUCGGCCUGCUGCACAGUUGCUAUUACAUUGUCGUGUGUAUCGACAUGACAUAUUUCCACAAUGCUCACAAAUUUGUACAAGACAGACUGUCUUAUCUACUGUGAAGUCUCUGUACUUUAAAGAAAACUUUAGAGUUCUCACAGCGUGAUGUGUCCAUUUCACCAUGUUCCUUAGCACCUCUGGUGGAAGAUGGCGGAGGGAAAUCAAGGGACGUAGAACUUGGUUUUCAGGAGCUCUUGCAGGCUGCAGAAGGAAGGUGGGCCAUAGGCCUGGAGAGAUGGCUCAGACACUGAAGUGCCUGCUGUUGGAAAACGAGGACCCAAGAGCAAGUUCCCAGAACCCGCAGGAGGAACUGGCUGACCAGUGUGUGUCUAGAAUCCCAGGUCUGAGUGGCGGAUCCUUGCUGCUUGCAGCCAGCCUACUGAAACUAGCAAAAAGACCCUGCCUCAAAAAUUAGGGCGGAGAGUCAUUGAGGAAGGCUCCCAGCAUUGACCUGUGUCGUCCCCUGUGCCCCACCCUGCACCUCUCUCUGCACAUACACAAACAUGUACACACAUGAAAACACAAAACAUUUAAGAGGUACCGUGAGGUAAGCUAGAGCUGCUGGCUUCAGAAUCGUGGGAUAAUCAGAUGGCCUGUAUUUCUCUCCCCAGACAUCAGGUCUGAAUUAAUGCACGGCCUUGUGGUUUUCAGGUUGAUGCAGGAUUUUAGGAUGUUGCCCUUCGACAUUUAGGAAAUGGUCUUAAAAAAAAAUCGUUUGGGAAAAUUCCAACAGUAGGCUGAGGCUUUGGGUAGCUAGUUGGUUUUCAUCUGUGUGGACAGUUUGUGAGUUUGGAUGUCGUAGAACAGAGUUUGUGAAGUUUAUCGAGGGUCACAAUCCAUUUGGGGAGAAUGACAUUUGGCAGGAAUAAAGGGAGCAACGGAAGCUUCUGUGUUUGCGACAUUAGUUCCUCCUAGGAAAGCAGAUCAAGAAAAUAUAGGACUCACUCUAGCCGUAAGGUUGAGAGCUGGAAUUUUAUCAUCGCCAAUCCUUUUGAACAAGAAGCAUUUAUGAUUCCGUGACUCUCUACUCUUUCAACAUGAGGCUUGCUGAGGCGUGGGGAAAUAAGAAAACCCCCGGGUCCUCACGUUCCCAACUUUUCAUAGGACUGUGGGAAAUGGGAGUCAGAGCAGUUCAAAGAUGUACUAUAAAUGCAUAAACAUCUUCAUUUUACAACACAUUGUGAAUAAAGAAAAACAGAAUUGUACGUGGCAGUAACAUUUGAGGACGGAAUAGACUCCGGAGACGGUGGAAACAGGCCUGUUACUCUGUUAGCACGAGGGACGUAACCGCGGCUGGGUCAUGGUGUGAUUCAAAGCUGCCAGAGUCUGAGCCACAGCUUGGUCAAACCAUCUGUGACCAGUCAUUAUAAACCAAGAACCAUUUUCUUUACGUGUUUGGCAUGGUACGCUGCCCAAACCCACCUGAAGCCCUAGGAAACCAGUCCAUUUCUGACGACUUUGUGUAAAAUUGUAUUUUCUUGUGUCAGAAGUAAUCUAUAAUCCUCUUGUACAUGGCCAGUUUGAACGCCAGUGAGAAACUCUUUAUCUGUUGCUGUUUGAUCCGUUUAGUGUACAGUUAUCUAUACUCUUCGUCUCGGAAACCUACAGGGAGCUGUUUUGUGAACUGCACGUACUCUUUCAAAUGCUCUUUGGAUUUUUAGUGUUCGUGAGGUAGCAAUGUUACUAUGGCAAAAGUUUCUAGAUCUGUGUAUCCCUACUGACAGCUCCAGAGCCUAAUGGUCUAUGUGUUUGUAUUUCACAUGAUUUGUUCUGUUUCAUUUUGGACUAUUUACAUCCUUUUAUUAGGAAAAUAAAGAUACAUUUGAAUUCUUUUCAGCAUAAUCUGCAUUGGAAUCUGUGAGUACCCCCGUGGUUAGCAGAACUUACUUUGCCACCAAAGCUAAACGAACUGUAAAAUACCUCCGGAUAUCUGUGCCAAGGAACUUUUCUUAGGAUGUUGGGGUUAAAACAAGUCAUCUUUUCCAGUAUUUUUCAUCUAGACCUACAAUAAAUGUGUACACCGUGAAAACGUACGCCACACUGUGUUUUUCCUUGAAGCUGUUAGAGCUUUAGAACGGCGUGCUUGCUUCUGUCUGCUUUCCUGAUAUUGUUGAGUGGAAACUGAAUUCGCUGUGUUGUCUGUCUUUCAGCAGUCAAUUGAAAGAGUCAUCCGAAGUCAUCUGGCUGUGGUCUUACUUUGUGCUGCGAAAAGUGAAUUUUGUACAGUCUUUUUUUUUUUUUGGUCUAGGCCUCCCCUUUAUAUACCUGAAUUAUAUACCUGAAUGCUUGCCCUGCGGGCUCUCUUUUGUUUUCUGUUUGUUUCCGUUCAGUCCCAAGUGGUUGUCCACUAGACCCUAACGUAGUCCAUCCAAGCAAACCUUUGAGCAGGUACACCUUUGUACCAAGUACUGUGGAAAGCCAGAUAUUGUUGGGGACUGUGGAUAGAAAGGUGGUUUAUGAGAGUUGGCUACAGGGUGCGUGUGUCCCCUGGAAGGGGCUUGUCCUCUGUGUGCCAUAGCCUUAACCUAGAUAGGAGACGCCUGUCCUUAACAUAAAUAAGCAGGCUCUGUGUGUGGAGAAGCAGGUGUUUGUCAGAAUUCUCAUGUAAAUCCCGAUGUGUGGUUGGGAGAGAGAUCUUCAUUUUUAUUGUGUAUAAACUAGGAAGUUGUGUUACGUAUAUUUUUUCAAAAUGGGAACUGAGGUGUAUCUUUGUGAAGCCAUACUGCGGUUUCUUCAACCUAGGACUAACUGUAAAUGUAGCAACGUGCCCAAGAUAAACCAGACCAAAACUGAAUAUAUAUCAUCACUGUGACCUUGAACUUAUUUUGGAUAAAACAGACUGUGCCUUAAAAAAUGACGAAGCAACGCCCUGCGGUUUUGUAUCUCGAUAUUUCACUGUGGGCGGCCUUCUCAAAUUCAUCUCAAAUCCUUUUCUUUCAAGCGGCUGAAAUUAUAAGUCUUCAGUAUAAAUUGGCCCCAUACCGCACAGCCGUUAUUCUUGAGACCUCCUUUAAUUUCCAGAGCUGCUUUUUGUUGUUCGAUUUAAAAAAAAAAAAAAAGAUUUAGUCUUAAUAUAGCUGGGAAAUUAGGUUUGGUUGCAGUUUCUGGAGGGAAUGUUUUAAGGGAUAAUCACGGCCCUCCUGUUUCUAAACUUAGUGAAUAUAUAUAAAUUAAUCAUUGAAGUGUAUUUUUGUCUUAUUGGUAAUCAUCAAAUAUGUGAGUUCCUUCUAAGACUUGUGCCCCGUGUUGUGGCAGAUUGAGACUUUUUUUAUUUUCUCAAGGAAGGGGUAUCAACCCAGUAAUGAUUUUGCCGUGGCUGAACUCAGAUCAAUGUUGUUUUUUUAAAAAACAUUACCAUUUCCCUCUCAUUUUCUUUUUCCUGCCUAAUUAUUUUAUGAUGUCACGGGAGAAUUAGCUCCUCUGUAUUUAAUUAAUGUAAAGUCUAGCGUUUAUAUUGUGUUCAUUUGAAAUAAGGAGUAUGAUUUUCAUUAAAGUCCAAAUUACUCGAUUUAUCAUAUAAUCUUCUUUCCCAAAGGCGUCCGGAUCCCCGUGUACUGUUUGCUUUUCCAUGUGACUUUUGGACAUAAACUCAGUGUAUUUCUCUUGUCCUGUUUCACCUUCACUAUUCCUUUACUAUGUUCAAGUUUUUAUUUAAAUAAGAGUCUCUUAAAAACUUGUAGAAAUGACAGUGUGUCUUUCCUUAAAGCCUGGUAAGACCGACAACGAGGCUGUUUAGACAAGGGUGUGUGCAAUCAAGGGUCUCUCAGCUGACAUCAGUUUUUUACCCUUACAGUUAGAGCGCAGAUGACUCAUGGCUGCUGAUGGAGACUCGGUAGAGUUAGCAUUUAUUUGCACGCCGAUUUUGUGCUGAUCUGUAAACUCUAGUGUGUAGUAACAACGCUUAGUGCAAGGAGCCUGUCCAAAAGUGUGUACUGAAAAUGAUGACCGUCGUGCAGAUCUUCCCGUCCGAACAUGCAUGCUCCUCCCCAGUGCGUCGUGCAGCGUGUAGUGCACCGAACGUACAUGCGUGUUCUUUUCUGUGUGUUUCUGGUAUGGUAUAAUUAACACUGUAUGUUACGUUGAACCAGUUGUGGUUUGGGGGAAAGUGCUGCUUCUGUGCUUUGUAGAGUGUUGUAAAUGUUUUUAACCUCUGUUCCCACGUUACGAUGUAGUUUUAUUAGGUGAGCAUUUGCCUUCUGUCUCCGCUCAGGUAUUAACGUAUAGCAAUCUGGGGUGCUUUGUUUUUAAUUUGUCGUAUUCUGGUGUUCUGAA
Messenger RNA from Chionomys nivalis (European snow vole), 10805 nucleotides. It is a transcript of the gene Pgap1, whose product is annotated as post-GPI attachment to proteins inositol deacylase 1. The record is from RefSeq and is a predicted model, not a curated record. Gene Ontology annotation, biological process: endoplasmic reticulum to Golgi vesicle-mediated transport; GPI anchor metabolic process. The coding region runs from base 68 to 2839 and encodes 923 amino acids. Gene Ontology annotation, molecular function: phosphatidylinositol deacylase activity. The transcript has 27 exons. Gene Ontology annotation, cellular component: endoplasmic reticulum. NCBI's taxonomy places the organism in Eukaryota, Metazoa, Chordata, Mammalia, Rodentia, Cricetidae.